Nematostella vectensis (starlet sea anemone) is the source of this 2010-nucleotide messenger RNA. RefSeq names its product 2-aminoadipate transaminase. Gene Ontology annotation, molecular function: L-2-aminoadipate:2-oxoglutarate transaminase activity; pyridoxal phosphate binding. The record is from RefSeq and is a predicted model, not a curated record. Gene Ontology annotation, biological process: biosynthetic process. Bases 113 to 1342 code for a protein of 409 amino acids. Lineage: Eukaryota; Metazoa; Cnidaria; Anthozoa; Actiniaria; Edwardsiidae. The transcript has 11 exons.
ACGAUACAAAUGUUGAUUAGGUAUCAGACACCCCCGCCUAUAUAUUUAUGUUAUAUCUGUUCACGUUCUCCCUGGUUCAUUCGUCUCCACAUCGCUAUUAUAUUCCGCUAAAAUGACUUCGCUGUUUCAAGAGGCUGGUUGCUAUAAAGAUGAUACCGUGUGUUUUUCGAUCGACGCCCUUGAUUCAUUUCUUCUCGGAAGCUGUAAAGAUCCCAUCGAAAUGGCCACAAUGCAUUGUUUGGCUGUACAAGAUGAGGGUUCUAUAUUUCAGUAUGGACCUAAGCAAGGUCUUAAAUCAUUCAGAGAUGCCUUGGCUCAAUUCCUGAAGGGACAGUAUAAAUGUAAGGUGUCAAGUGCCAAUUUGGUGGGGACUGGUGGUUUCACGUAUGGCCUAACACUUGUUUGUAAUGUGCUGCUGCAGCAUGGAGACCCCAUCUUUAUUGAAGAGCCUAUAUCACCCAAGGCUUUGGAUAUCUUCAAAUGCUUAGGGUACAACAUUAUUCCAGUCCCUGUUGAUGAAGAUGGUCUGAACGUCACUCAUCUGGAUGACCUAGUGAACAGUUUCUCUGGUCAUAAACGGCAGCCUACAGCAGCAAGGCCUUACUGGGGAGCAGUAUAUGUCACCCCAAACUUUCAUGACCCCACAGGGGCCUCCCUGUCAACAGAAAGAUGUGAAAAGCUGGUGAACAUUGCAGAGAGGCAUAAUCUGCUGAUAAUAUCCAAUGAUGUGUAUGCCUUCUUGGCUUACAAGGAGAGGACCCCACCCUUUGGCCCCCCUCCACUCAGGCUUUUCAGCUACGAUUCAAGCCAAGGUGACGAGGAUGACAAGGCUGGUCAUGUGAUCUCACUUGGAUCUUUCUCCACGAUAUUUGCCCCAGGGCUGAGGUUGGGUUGGAUUGAGGCUCCACAAAACAUAAUUCAGACAUUGAUUGACAGCCCAUUUAUCAAGUACACCGGUGCCCCACAGCAUUACAUGUCGGCCAUUAUAGAAAGUGCCCUUGAUCUUGGCAGUUUAGAAGGACCCUUCGCAUCUCUUCGAGUCACCUAUCAUUCUCGCAUGAACUGCCUGUGUAAAGCGCUAAAGGAGCAUAUCCCGAGGGCAAACUUUACUCAGCCCAAGGGUGGACUGUUUGUAUGGGCUAAACUCCCCCAAAACAUAAACACAAAAGAACUUUUAUUAGCUUGCAAAAGCAAAUUCAAAGUGGACUUUGAGCCUGGGCGUGUCUUCUCGGCCGGUGGUGACUGGAACAACUACUUGCGACUGAGCCUGUCGCAUUAUGGCGAGGAGAGCCUGGUGAAGGGCGUAAGGAGAAUAUCUGAAGCGCUCAUGGAAAUCACGUGAUCGACGCAAAGUCCCGGAUAUAAAAUCAUACCAUCAACUACCUGUUAAACGCAGGGUGACAGGUGACAGAGCUAAGCCUGGGGCAGAAUAGAUUUUUAGGCUAAAUUCCGAUAAUAAAACCACUAAAUCCGUUCCCGGAAACGUUCGGUUAGCGCGUCGUCGUAUGUUCUCUCGCUACGGGGUAGUAGCUCAGAUUACGCAACGUUAAACGGAGAGCGUGUCGCAAAACAAAGCACAUUUCAGCUAAUUAGAGAGGAGUCCGUGGUUUAUCAGAAUUCAGUCUAGGGAAUUGUAUUUCUCCUACCCUUGCCAUGUCCAUAUUUACAAAAAAAAAAAAAAGACUUUUAAAGUCAUUAUUAACACAGGAAGCCCCACUAGUUUGAAUAUUUAUCCGCCCUCCCAAGUAGGUUUUUUUUUUUUUUUUUUUGCAGUCGGCUUCGACGAAAGCAUGUUUAAUGUAAUCCGUUCCUUGGAAAUUAAGAGUAGUUAGAUUUAGUAAUGGUCUCUACGCUUGAAUUGUUUUGUGCAGGAUUUUAUUAUUAUUUUUUUCACAUCUUUGUUUACAUGUAUUCAAGGGUUCUUCAAUAUGAAUAUGAAUAUGAAUAGCUUUGUGGUUAUUUCUUUAAUAAAUUGCUCUGUAAUGGAUAGGAAAUCCAUCUUUGCACAAA